GUGCUAAGCGUCAUUUCCGGUUCAGGGCAGAGUGUGAGUGUCAAAAAAAAAGAUGGAGGACAAAAACAAUUUUGCGCAUCUAGACUCUCGCCUGGAAGAGCUCGAGAAACGCAUUUAUGGCGAAAGAGGAGGAAACAACAAUAAGCCAGUGAAGUGUGCUGAAUCACUCACAAAGAUCAGUACUGCUCUUGCAAACACCGCUAACAAGCGAGAACGGGUCAAGAUACUUCACAAGAAAAUUGAGGAUUUGCUGAAGUAUUUGGACCCUCAGUUUACUGAUUUUAUAGCUGUGCCAGAUGCAAUGAAAUUGGAGUUUAUUUUAGCAGAGGAAGAGUUUUUGCGUUCACAAGCUGCAUUACUAGAACAGGUGCACAAUCUGCAACCUCUUCUGGACAGUAACCACAUAAAGGCGGUUCCAGAGCUGACCAAUAAAGUACAGCGGCUAUCACAAAUCCACAUUCAACAGCAGGAUCAGAAUGGAGAAUUGUCCUCUGAAGUAAAAAAGCUUUUCGAAGAGUACAACAAAAUGAUGUUUCUUUUAUCCAAACAGUUCGCUCAGUGGGAUGAAUCCCUUCGAACACUGGAAGGAUCCAAGCAAGGCCGGCAGAUAGAUUAGUAUAGUAAUGAUUUGAUGUUUCAUUAAAAAAAUGUUGAGCUCCUGGUUUAUGAUUCAUAAUUAAAACAACACUGUCAUUCAUUCCUAAUCAUACUUCGUUCUAUUGAAUUUAAAAUAUGGUCGUUAUACUGUGCUAUAAAGAAAUACAUGCUAGUCUAUGUAUAGAAACUAGUUUCUCUUGUAAUAUUAGAUGCUUAAAAGAUAUAUUCCGCCUGAUCUAUCAUGAUCCCCACAUUUUCUUAAAUUGCUUAUUUGUUUUUAUUUAUUCCUCCAUUUGUUAUGAUUGUUUGUUUGAGGGUGGUAUUUUUUUGUUUUUACCAACUUCAAACAAGGUGUCUUAAUAAAAAGAACCAUAAAUAAAUCAAAAUGUCAUGCUGUGCUA
Messenger RNA from Triplophysa dalaica, 998 nucleotides. RefSeq names its product dynactin 3 (p22) (gene dctn3). The record is from RefSeq and is a predicted model, not a curated record. The coding region runs from base 53 to 616 and encodes 187 amino acids. NCBI's taxonomy places the organism in Eukaryota, Metazoa, Chordata, Actinopteri, Cypriniformes, Nemacheilidae. The transcript is spliced from 7 exons. Gene Ontology annotation, biological process: cytoskeleton-dependent cytokinesis. Gene Ontology annotation, cellular component: dynactin complex.